Messenger RNA from Camponotus floridanus (Florida carpenter ant), 3820 nucleotides. Its product is annotated as proto-oncogene tyrosine-protein kinase ROS-like. Lineage: Eukaryota; Metazoa; Arthropoda; Insecta; Hymenoptera; Formicidae. Gene Ontology annotation, molecular function: ATP binding; transmembrane receptor protein tyrosine kinase activity; protein binding. Gene Ontology annotation, cellular component: membrane; signaling receptor complex. The transcript is spliced from 9 exons. Gene Ontology annotation, biological process: regulation of TOR signaling; positive regulation of kinase activity; cell surface receptor protein tyrosine kinase signaling pathway. The record is from RefSeq and is a predicted model, not a curated record.
AUUUACACAUCAGAAUUAGUAGAGUGAAAAAAACAAUUAAUUGAGGGUUGAAACUGAUUGAGUGCAAACGUUUACUAAAAAUGCAAAUUAUGUUUGGAACAAUUUUAUACGUUUUAUUGAAAAGUUUAAUAUUGACAAAGGCAACUAUCGCGCCGAAGGAUGAUAACACUUCAAACAUCCUUCAGGAAGAGAGUAUUUCCAUGUAUCAGGAUAUAAAUUUCACGCAGGAUAUUUCAAUGUUCGAGAAAAAUAAUCAUCAUAUAGUAAAUUUCAAAUCUGACCGGAGUCAUUCUGAUAGUACUGUGAGAAAUGAGCGAGAAGUCGAUGAAGUUACACUUGCAAAUAUUUCUAUUAUCCCAGAAUCUAUUGAAAACAGUUUAAACAAGCCAACAUCUCUCAGAGCAUUUGUACAAUUCGACAGUCAAUUCACAGAAAAAGUAAACGACAUUUUUGUGACAUUGAGAUGGAAGCAACCUGAAUUUACCGAAAUAAUACAAGGGUACACAGUGCAAUGUUUUGUUAUGGAGGACUUAAAAGAGAUUCAAAUCUGCGACGAUAAAAAUAUCACAACAUUGGAGCACACGGUGCACAAUCUUAAACCUAAUACGACAUAUUAUUUCCGAAUACGUGCACAUACUGAAGUUAUUGCUGGUCUUUACACGGAUUUCAUCAAUGUGUCGACUACGCAUGAAAAUCCAAUACCCAAAUUAUUAUUAGUAACGGAUGCUGGCAUCCAAAUAUUGGACUUAGAUUCAAAUACUAUUAAUAAUCUCAUUAAACAAUUGGCCAUAUCAGAUGUCGCUUAUUGUGUCCAAGAACAUAAAAUUUAUUGGAUAACCGGAAAUGAUCUAAUGACAUUGGAGAUUACUGAAAAUAAUAUCACAAAAAUAGCUAGCUUUCAUAAGCUAGAUCAUAAGCUAUAUUAUCUCAGCUUUGACUGGGUAGCAAGAAAUCUAUAUAUGUCCUAUCAAGGGCCAGUCCGCUCUUUCAUUGUAAAGUUCGACUUAACAAUGUGGGAAAAUGGCAUAAUUAAAUUUGAGAAUAUUUUGGGAAAUAUGAAUGAAAUUUAUAAUUUAAAUAUAUUACCGUCUAUGGGGUACGUUUACUACCGUUCACCUAAAAAAAUAAUUUUAAUUUUAUAUUACACAUUAUACAAUUUGAUGCUUAGAAACUAUGAAAUGAUAAAAUAUCAUUUCCAUGGAAACAAGCAAAUUGAUGUUAUAAAUCCUCCCUCUUUCAAAUUUCAUAAUAUACUUUCUUUUAACAAUGUGAUAAUUGAUAACAUGAAUAAUGAAGAGUCGUUAAUUUACUGGUUAGAAAAUUGGAGUACAAUUGUAACAGACAUUAAUAUUUCUAAGAUCAAUAACUUUUUAUCCAAUCAAGACAUAAGUGAUGACAUCAAAUUCCAAUCUAUGACGAUUGACAAAACAAACAUUUACAUUUUAGCAUGUUAUUUUCCGUAUUCAUGCUCUGUAUUUACACUCUACGUUUUGGAAAAGAAAUAUGCAAGUCUCAAGAGCGUCUCAAAUGCAUACAAAUAUGUUAAAAAGAUACCAAUAAGCUUAGAUGAAAAUGUGUUUUAUAAAAAAAUUUACGCUUUUGAUAAAUAUUCACAAUCAUAUCCUCCAAUGAGAUGUCUGACACCUGACGAAAAAGUUUAUAAUUUUGAGAAUGUGACUGCAACGGCAAACAGCAUCAUUGUAAAUUUACAGGAGCCGGUUGUAAAGAGUGGAUGCAAAAAAUAUAAUUUACCAACCACUAUAUAUACUAUCUCAAUAAGCCAUUGUGUAGACGACAAUCUCAACAAGUCUAAAGAAUUCAAUGUGAAGACAGCCGAGCGAUAUUACAAGUUUCAGAAGUUAACACCAUUUACAGAGUACAACUUGAACUUUACUUUAAGCAAUUUUUACUUUGAUCAAUUAUCAAUAAAUCCAUUCGAUUCGAAUGUGAUACGAAUAAAAACUAAUUUGGGCAAACUUAAUGUACCAGAAAAUGUAAGUGUUUUAGCUUUGACGCCUACUAUAACAGUAGUUCAUUGGAUGCCACCCAAGAAAUUGAACUGCGUGGUUGUGACCUACGAAGUGCAUUGGAAGUCAGUGAACGACACGCAACAGCAGAGUAAAUAAUUUACCAAUGUGUCGAAACGUAUGGCAGACGGCAGAUUUUUCACAAAGAUUAACUUGUCGCUACCAGUACAAGAUUACUUGAUAUACGUGCGUGUAUAUCCAAUUAAUUUCAGCGAUUUCUACAACGAGAGUUUAAGCAAGAUCGAUCACAUAUACUCAGAACCAAACAAUAUUACUUUGAGCGAAGUCAACACAAAUAGCAUGGACAUUUCAUGGAUCUCAAACGUUAAUCUUACGGUCUUUCCUACACUAGAGUACAAAGAUAUUGCAGCAGAAAAAUGGCAAACAACGAAGUAUAUUAAAACGAAUGAUAACAAAGAAAGAAAUAUUAACAAAGAAAUAAUAUAUCAUAUCGAAAAUUUACAGUCGGAAACUUUAUACAAGUUUCGCUUGAUAUUGAUAUAUCCCGAAUAUGAGGAAACUUUUACAUGGCCGGCUGAUGAAAGAUUUAUUUUUUCAACACUUGGUGACAUUGAUAUGAAUUCGAGCAUUCAUGGUAAAUAUUACCUACCAUUGAUAUUAAGUUUUAUUGUUAUACUUAUUAUAACCUACAUCUGUUACAUUUAUUAUUUGUAUCGUCAACGCAGAGGUAAUAAUGAACAGUUUUUGUCUUCAACAAUGACUGAUAUAGAAUUGGAGAGUCUACAUGAGUGGCAAGUAGCUUGCCAAAACACUCAAUUCAAUACGAUUUACAGUCCUAUGUUACAUUAUAAUCCGGAUGAAUGUGCGAUAACUAAAAUAGCACGUAAACAAAUUAGAUUUACAAAACAUAUUGGUAGCGGCGCAUUCGGAAUGGUGUAUCAAGGAAAUGUGAAAAACUUAGAAAGUUCGAGCACAGAGAUAUCCGUUGCAAUAAAAACGCUUCGGAAAAAUGCUUCUUCCCAAGAGAAAAAUAAAUUGUUAAAGGAAGCCGAGCUUAUGAAUCGUUUUAGACACAAACAUAUAUUAAAAUUGUUGGGCGUUUGUUUAGAUGGGGAUCUUCCGUUAUUAGUGUUGGAAUUGAUGGAAAUUGGAGAUCUGUUAAAAUAUUUGAGAGAUUGUCGAAAUUUGGAAGCGUCAGAUUCACACGCUCUGCGUUUGCAGGAUUUAUUUGCCAUGUGCGAAGAUGUUGCGCGAGGCUGUUGCUACUUGGAAAAGUUGCGUUUCGUACAUAGAGAUCUAGCGUGUCGCAAUUGUUUAGUAUCUUCAAGAAAUCGCGAGAAUCGUGUCAUUAAAAUUGGAGAUUUUGGACUAGCUAGAGAUAUCUAUAUGGAUGAUUAUUAUCGCGUGAAAGGAGAAGGUUUGCUUCCUGUUCGCUGGAUGGCACCCGAAUCUUUAAUGACCGGAAUAUUUAUUUCUCAAAGCGAUGUUUGGUCAUUUGGUGUUUUAAUGUGGGAAAUUACUUCGUUGGGUGAACAACCUUAUGCUGCCAAGACUAAUGAAGAAGUGAUAAAUUAUGUACGUGCUGGAGGCAGAUUGUCGAUGCCUCUUAACUGUCCGUCAGCAUUGUACCAGUUGAUGCUACGUUGCUGGAGUGCAGCGAAUGCCAGACCAAAUUUCGAAUUUUGUCUGAAAAAUAUUAUAGCAUUAAGAAAGAACAUAGAAGAUGCCUUACUGAGUCCAGUCGACAUUCUUUAGCCGAUAUAAUUAAAUUAAUGUUUAUCUUCUUUUCCAAAUGAUUCGAUAAAUCUUAAUGUAGGAAAAAUAUAUAGAUG